GCCGAACGUUGCCCUUCACAUACAUAAAAGUAGGCCCCUGCCACCUCCAUAACAAUUUUGAGCUCUAUAUGUUUGUGGUGUGAUUUGUAAUAUGCGCUUGGCUGCAAAAAACCCUCAACUCUCAAUAACCAAAAAAUGGAGAGCACCGACUCCUCCACAGGCUCACAGCAGCAGCAGCAGCAGCAGCAGCAACCCCAGCCCCCGCCUCAGCCAAACCUACCACCGGGGUUUCGCUUCCACCCGACCGACGAAGAGCUAGUGGUCCACUAUCUCAAGAAAAAGGUCACCUCCGCACCCCUUCCCGUUGCCAUCAUCGCAGAGGUCGAACUUUAUAAGUUCGACCCUUGGGAGCUCCCAGCUAAGGCUACGUUUGGAGAGCAAGAAUGGUAUUUUUUCAGCCCGAGAGACCGGAAGUACCCGAACGGAGCGAGACCCAACAGAGCAGCGACGUCAGGGUAUUGGAAGGCAACAGGGACUGAUAAGCCGGUGUUGACUUCUGGUGGUACACAGAAAGUUGGUGUGAAAAAAGCACUUGUGUUCUACGGAGGGAAGCCCCCAAAAGGAAUUAAAACCAAUUGGAUUAUGCACGAGUAUAGGCUGGCUGAUAACAAGACCAGCAACAAGCCACCGGGUUGUGACUUGGGCAACAAGAAGAACUCAUUGAGGCUUGAUGAUUGGGUGCUGUGUAGAAUUUACAAGAAGAACAAUUCGCAUAGGCCGAUGGAUCUUGAAAGAGAAGACUCUAUGGAGGACAUGAUGGGGCCAUUAAUGCUACCAUCCAUAAGUCAUGUGGGCCAUCACCAGAAUAUGAACCUGCACCUUCCAAAAUCUGACACAAAUUAUGGACCGCCGUUCAUAGAAAAUGACCCAAUCUUUUUUGAUGGGAUAAUGAGCAGCACCAAUGGAUCGGCCUCUUUGUCCAACGGGACUAGUCAGCUGCCUCUAAAGCGGUCUAUAGUCCCAUCCUUUUACUGGAAUGAUCAGGACGAUAAUCAAACGGCUGGGGCUUCAUCAAGCAAGAGGGUGGUACAACUGCACCAAUUGGACAGUGGUACUAAUAAUUCUGCCAGCGAUGGGAUUAAUGGUGCUCCUAAUAACAAUUCUACUUCUAUUGCCAACUUGCUCUCUCAGCUUCCACAGACACCUCCAUUGCACCAGCAUGCAAUGCUAGGAUCCCUUGGUGAUGGCCUAUUUCGAACACCGUAUCAGCUUCCUGGGAUGAAUUGGUUUUCUGAGUCCAAUUUGGGAUAGAUGGUUUGGUUGGUGUAUGGUGAUGAUUUAUGGUACCUAUUAUUUAUGGCUAAGCAAAGCUUUCUUGCUAGCUAGCACCGGAGAUUUAUCGAUCCAUCGACGGAUGAGUUAUGUGAUCGGAAUUUGAAGGUAUCAAUUGGCUCAUGCGGCUAAUGAUGUUAUAUUUAAGGAUAUACUCUUGUUAUUAAUUAGUUUGUAUAGAUUUUGGAAUAUUGGGGGUUUGAGAUUUUGUUGUUAGGAAAUUGAUUAAACAGUCUAGAAUCUAGAUGAUGAAGAUGACAGUGGCCUCAAGUUUCCUUUGAGCAUAAAUGGGUAGCUGUGCUAUAAGUUCAGGUGAGGCCAUGAUAGCAAAUAUAUAACUCUAUACAUAUAUUUUGCUCUCUCUUUUUUUAUAGGGUAAAAAAGGUGAUGAGGUGCUUUUGUUGUAGGAAAAAAAAAAAAGAGUUUGAUUAUAUUUAUAUUUUUCUGUAGGAUUUAUUCCGACCUUGUAUAUAUUAUUAGAACAUCUUGUAGAACAACAUGAAUUAUUCACAAUUAUAUUAUAUAAAUUAAAGAAUACAAUAAUUGUAAUCUUAUU
Molecule: messenger RNA, 1828 nt
Organism: Prunus mume (Japanese apricot)
Lineage: Eukaryota; Viridiplantae; Streptophyta; Magnoliopsida; Rosales; Rosaceae
Product: NAC domain containing protein 2
Biological process (GO): system development; regulation of DNA-templated transcription
Molecular function (GO): DNA binding
Source: RefSeq, a predicted model, not a curated record